UAAUAAGAAAAACAAAAGGAUUCUAUCUAGUCGUUUAAUCCGCUUAGGUGUCAAACGCUGAUUGGUCUUCGGAACUCCGCCCGCUUCAUAUUCGUCCCAGGAGCUGCAGAAAAUAUCAUUGCGCGGGUAUUUAAGAAAAAUUAUAGCGGAUAAUUGAUUCCUCUUUGUUGCCACUGCUUCUUCAUCUUCUCCACCGAUUUCUUCAAUCUUCAUUCGUUUCAAUGGCGCUAGGGUUUCAUCUGAAUUAGAGGCACUGCUCGCUCCAAACGGAACCAUGAGUUUCUCGCUNGCANCUCCUUCGGCUUUUCGCGNGAAUCUCCUCCCUCCUCUGUCCCGCUGCACCUCUUGCUUCGAAUUUGAUCUCCGUUUUCACCGCUCCCACGGCUUUCCUCAUUCGCGUUGUCGGUUUACUUCGUUCAAGUUGUUUCGGAACNNGAGAUCGAGCCGGAGAAGAGGGAUUGCUUGUAGUGUUACUGAGCCACAAAACGGCAGCGACNAGCAGGAGAAAGAAGCAUAUAAAAANGAAGAAACACUACCUUCGGAAGAUUCCUCUGUGCAAAGUACCUCUCCUCCUGUAGAUGGAGAACAACUAAACGAAUUUAGUGAUGCAAAUAAGGAUCAAAGUGACGUGCAGGUAAUGUUUGGCUUAGUGAAUUUCCCUUAUAAGUUUGAUUAGAUGCAAAUNCGUUGCCAAAGGUUGUUCUGUACGCACACAUGCACUCUCUUUUCAUUGUUUAUUAUCUUAUUGUCGAAGACUUCUAUAAAAGCUGUUACUCACAGACAUAAUGUACUCAGGAAUUUAUCUUAUGCCAUUAAUUUCUUUUCUUUUUUACUUAUAAUGNGUAAAGGAGUUUUUNUUAAGCUGUGAUAAAAUAUUUUUAAUAAGUCUGCGUCACCACCAUUUGUCAAAAACUAAAUCCUUAAAAUGGUACCUAGUUUUGCCACUCUUAUUCCAUCAAUUUUGUAUGCUACUAUA
This is a messenger RNA of Vigna radiata var. radiata (mung bean), 976 nucleotides long. RefSeq lists its product as uncharacterized. The transcript is spliced from 3 exons. The record is from RefSeq and is a predicted model, not a curated record. The coding region runs from base 275 to 676 and encodes 133 amino acids. NCBI's taxonomy places the organism in Eukaryota, Viridiplantae, Streptophyta, Magnoliopsida, Fabales, Fabaceae.